Molecule: messenger RNA, 3747 nt
Organism: Thrips palmi
Lineage: Eukaryota; Metazoa; Arthropoda; Insecta; Thysanoptera; Thripidae
Product: D(4) dopamine receptor
Exons: 7
Coding region: 717-2588 (623 amino acids)
Biological process (GO): G protein-coupled receptor signaling pathway
Cellular component (GO): membrane
Molecular function (GO): G protein-coupled receptor activity
Source: RefSeq, a predicted model, not a curated record
GCGGUCGAGCGCGACUUACAGUGCGCGUGCUUCGCGUGCAGGAGCAGACGGCCUCCGCGGCCAAGACACGCGCGACUCGCGGCAAGCAGAGCGAAGCAGAGCGUCCCUCUCGCCGGGACGAGUCUCGCCUCGUGCGCGUGUGUGUUUGUGUGCGUGUCUAUCUGCCUGUGUGUGCAGCAAGCAACGAAGUAAACAAGACCGCUUAAAAAGUGCCUGGAAGAAAAGUGUUGUGCGUUGUCGCGUCGUCUCAGGAACUGGUGCCAAUUUCUUUCCCGGGAAGAGGUGCGAGAGCCGCUCCGGAGAAAUGCACCGGCCGUCGUGAGGAAGGCGCAGGACGCACGCACCGCCGGGGAACCGUCGCACCGCCGCCGCACCGGUCCAUGGUGCCGCACUCCCCCGCAGUGGCCAUGAUGCCCCUUGGCCAGGCCAGGGCCGUCGACCGCAUCGUCGCCUGCGUCGCCAGGCGGAGGGAGCGGGGCCUGCCCCGGAAACCCAUCUGAACCUGAAUCCGAAGCACGGACCGACCCAUCUGAACCUGAAUCCGGACCAAGGACUAACCCGUUAAUGACUAACCGCUGCCUGCACUGACGAGUCCCGCCUCAAGACUGGAUACCGCCGGCAGGGAGGCCGCCAGCCUGCAGGCCGCCGCCAGCCUGCGGGCCUUCGCCACCUUCGCCAGCCUCCUGGACCACCAGACACAGCCUGAUACCUAUGGCAUGGCCGGCGAGACGGAGUCCGCGGCGGGGGCGGUCCACGGGGACCCCCAGCACGCCGACGACGACCAGGACACGCUCGUGGCGGUGCUGCUGUGGUCCGGGCGCGGGCUGCUGCUGCUGCUGCUGCUCCUGGGCGCGGCGGCCAACGCCCUCGCGCUGGUCGCCUUCUGCCGCGGCCCGGGGCUGCGCACGCUGUCCAACCGCUUCGUCAUGAACCUGCUCGUGGUGAACCUGGUGGCGUGCGCGUCGCUGCUGCCGCUGCUGCUGCUGGACAGCGCCACGUCCAUGGCGGGCGGCUCGGCGCUGUGCUCCAUCAGCGAGGGCGUGGCCGCCGGCUACUGCACCGCCUCCAUCCUCGGCGUGCUGCUCAUCGCGGUGGACCAGUACUACGCCGUGGUGGACCCGCUGCGCUACCACUCCAAGGUGGACGCCGUCCGGAGCGUGGCCAUGCUGGCCGCGGCCUGGCUGUGCGCGCUGCUCGCCGGCAUCCUGGGCGCGCUAGAGCCGCGCGGCGCCGGCCUGUGGGCCUCCUGCGGGCUGCGCGACCUCCCCGACGGCGACCAGGACGGCGUGUCCUUGUACCGGCGCGUGUACGCGGGCGUGUUCGCCGUCGUCGUCUUCGUCAUCCCGUUCGCCGCGCUCUGCUGGAUCUACGUGUCCAUCUACAGCGCGGCGCACCGCAACUCGCAGCGGACGCGGCGCAACGGCUCAGGCUCCGUGGCGCCGUCCACGCCUCCCCCCGAGUCCAGCUGCUCCGAGUGCGGGGUGCGCUGCGUGGGGGUGGGGCCCACGCCGACGAGCUUUCUGAGCGGCCACAGCCGGGCCACGCCGCCAGGCCUGCCCGUCAGCCGCAGCGCGCCCGUCAUGGACGCCGCGGCCAUGGAGGCGGCCGCCGCAGCCGCGGCCGUGGACCAGCACCUCCAGCUGCCCGCCAGCCGCCGCAGCUCGCUCACGUCCGCGGCGGGCGAGGCGGAGCGCGCCGAGACCAGCUCGGCGUCGUCCUCCACGACGACGGGCAUGAUGAUGCCGCCGCGGUCGGAGCGGCGGCGCAGCAGCUGCCCGCACGCGCACGCCGUCACCGUCACAAUCUCCCCGCCGACGCUGCCCGUGCGCUCGGCGUCGGCGUGGCUCGUGUCGUCGCUGCGCUGCCGCAUCUCCAACGCGUCGCUGUUCCGCUACCGCGAGGAGGGCCGUGCGGCGCGCGUGUCCGCCAUCGUGGUGGUCAUGGCGCUGGGCUGCUGGGCGCCCUACGUGGCCGUGCUGGUGCUGCACGCCGCGCUACCGCGGCCCGCCACGCCGGGCAGGGCCUCGCCCUUGGCCUCGCCCGCCCUGCCGCGCCACCUCGACGCCCUGGCGCUGGCCGCCCUCGCCGCCGCCGUCUGCAUCUCGCCCUGCUUGUUCGCCUUCCGGAACCGCCGCGUGCAGAAAGAGGUUCGGCGCAUGCUGUGCCCGCGCGGUCGCAAGGGCUCGCUGGAGCGCGGCCGCGGCACCCUGGGGGCGUCCGGCAUCAAGAGCAAGAGCCGCCUCCAGGUGAACGGCGGCGCGGGGGGCGGGGGCGGCAGCGCGCGGAGGCUGCUCCCCCACAACCUGAUGGCGAGCCUGGCCGAGGACUGCAGCACGCCGUCGGACAGCACGUCGGCCCUGACGAUCUCGGGCAUCGGCAAGGGCGGCGACGACGACGCCAGCGCCCUGACGGUGUCCGUGUCGCUGCUGCCGGCGACGUCGCCCGGAGUGCCGCUGUGGUCGGCGCACCUGCUGCCCGAGGACGCGCUGGCCUCGGCGCUGGCCGUGGACACCGCCCGCAGCUCCUUCUCGUCGGGGGCGUCCUCGUCGCAGGGCUCCGCGCUCUCUACCGACACCGCGGACGAGUGAGGGGAGCGCUGCCAGUGUGCCAGCGCUGCAGACUGACCGACUCGGAGAGUCGUUUUCGUCGCUCUGUCUCUCUCGCACCUGUACGGGGCGCCCCAUGAAUGCGAGAGAGACAGAGCGCGAGGAGUGCGGGCGGUGGAAUCGUUCGACAGGAGAGCAGCUCGCCCCGCGACCCGAGGCCGCGGCCGUGCCAUUCUAGUGCCAAGGACUUUUUGCCCAAUGAUAUUAAACUGUUUGGUCCUCAAGAUGCACAAGUGAUAUUAAUGACUGCGGUGUUCCUCCGUUGUGAGCCUUGCCUUGGCGUGUUCUGCUGUUGUCUUCUUAGAUCUGUUCUGUUUCUCUUCAGAAGCCCCCCGACAAUCACGAAAGCGUCUGAAAGGUGGCCUCUCGAUGUGCUCCAACUGUUUGUCUGUCAUGUGACCGCUUUCUGACUAUACACGUGUUUGUUGUGUGCUUUGUAUUUGAUUCUGUUUAACCCCCAAAACAACCGAACUUGUCUGACUUUUCCAUGUCUUCAUGUGAGAAUAACAGGCGACUUCUGGCUGUACUUGUAUUCUCAAAAACCUGCUAUUUUUAUCCAACUUUUGGAUAAAGAGCCAAAUGGAGAAUAUUAUCUCAUAACUCUUACAUGGGAUCACUAGUCAUAGUUUAAUUGAAUAAUAUUAUUUUGGAGAGGUAAUCAAUUUCUUUCCCAUGUUUAUAGUCUGAUGAAUAUCUCAAAUUAUGUACAGACUUAAACUGAGAGAAAUGUUAUUUUCCUUGAAGAUCUUAAACUACAUCUAUACCAGAAGAAAUUUUGCAUCUCAUGUGCCUCAAGGGCAUAAACAAUCUCAGGGGCCAUUUGCUUCAGCUUCAAUGGGGGAUCAUUCAUUCAUUUUUUACACUAGGCAUUGCUCUCACAAACACUAAGUUUGUGAUUAAAUGAAUACUGUGAUAAUUAGCAUUGAUACGUGUACAUAAUAAUUGUUCUUUGUUCUUGAAAUGUCUUAGAGUAAGGCUUGUUAACUAAAUCCUGUAAACCAGGUGAACAUGACAAAGUUUAGCUGUGUAAAUGAAAAGUAUCAAGCAUGUUCACAAACUACAAAAUUGACCCAUCCUUGUCCUACUCCCUCCCCAAAUUUAUAAUAUUUUUGUCAAAAAUAAAUUUAUUUAAGAAACAUGA